CGUGCAUGGAUACACGAACACGCACGCGGAUCGAAAAGAGAAAGAAAAUAAGAGGGAGGUAGAAGGAAGAAGGCCGGCAGUAGACAAGAGGAGUGGUAGAGGAGCACGAAGAAGCAAGUUGGCAGAGACAGCGUCGAGAGAAGUGGUGGUCGUGGUCGGUCGGUUGGUCGGUGGCAGUUCGAGUCUGUCGUCAGGUCGAGAGACGUGUGGUUAGAAUCGACUCGUUGGCAACGUUCUCUCCGCGCUUCUACGUUUUCCUCCUUAUCGCCGCUGAAUUUCUCGCCAGCCGGAUGAAAUUGUGCAAUCGAGGCCUACGUUCACGACGUCUCUCAAUAUGGGUUAAAUGGUGUUUUUCGGACGUGACUCGACAAGAUCGACGAUCCGAUUCUACCUGUUGUGCGCAAACUUCGAUCGCCUGUGCAUUUCCAAGUGAAAAUUAGUGCGCGUAUCGCGUAAGUCUUUGUCGGAACGCAUCCUACCGAUCGAACGACAUUCGUUUAUUCGUGUACUCGUUUCUCUUGCUCUACGUCCGGUACAUAGCUCUGGGAGGGAAUCGAAAGGAAUAUCGCUCGUUGCGAGUAAAGAAGGAAAGAAUAGGAGUGGCGGCAAGUUAGCUUAUCGGAAUCGAAUGAACCGUAUGCGUCGACGACGACGUCGAAGACGAGAACGACGGUAAUACGUAGUCGCUGAUGAUAGCGCAACGAAACACGGAUAAUGCGGCAACUACGUGACCGACCGAGCAACGUUCGCCAGUGCGAGAGAUCAACCUCGACCUCCAAACGCUUUGCCGACAGUGUAGUCUCCAAGAGUUUACGCUUCGGAGGGACAAGAAAUAUUCAGGAAUGCCAUCCUUUUCCCUAUACAUACAUGGAACGUACUGUGAUGCCGCGAUCGUAGGAAACUUUGUUCGUUCGAUUCCUGCAAACGUCUACGAAAAGAUUCUUACGUAGGUCCGCGAGAAACCGUUAAUCGAGACUAGAUUGGAUCGAGCGAAGUAGGACAAAGUGCAAUAAUCCUACUUAAGGACAAAUUCGUGCCGUGUAUUUCUUCUAUCUUUCCGAUGCGCGGAAGAUCAAGGAUCUUCGGAAAGCGUUGCCGGAUCGGGAACGAAAGUCGUUGCUUCGAUCGAUCGAGCGUUCGAUUUUAAAUACGCGUAGACUAUUUUUCCUAUCCGCAUAAUUUACCUGGAUACUACCAUUCCGCGGUAGCAUAGUAUUACUCAGAAAGGCUGCAAUGAAAACUAAGUACCUUAUAACGUACCAAAUAAAUCCAAUAGGUCGUUCGUUUUGAUAAGAAUUUUAAGAAAACGUACAUAUUACGCGGGAGACGUCGGGAGAAUUUACAAAGAACUAGUUAAUCCGAUGUGAUUCGACCUUUCUAUUCCUCCGUAUUCUCCGUAUUACGUUUGCAGAAAAAAUAAGAAAAUCCGACGAAGAUACGAAUUCCGUUUGUCGUUCGACGGUAAUCGACUGCAUCGAACAGCAGAGAGGAUCAGCAGCGAAGGAACAGCCAUGACUUUGGAUCGAUCGGACGAGCAAGGGCGCAUUUAGAAUACAGAAAGAGUCGUCGAGGUACCACUAUCCAAAGCACUACCACAGCUUGGAUGUCGCCGUACAGCAGAGCAUCUCCGUCCGAACGUCCAACUUCCAACAACAACAACAAUAAUGGAGUUGUUAUACUCGAAGGAUGUAGACCACCUGCUGCCACCACCGCUAGAAGGUUUCUCAGGUGGUUCAGCAGACUUGGUCAACCGCCAAUCGGAAAAUCAGGGGUGCUGGAGAUGGCGGCCACAGAGAGCACGAUCCGUUUCAGCGGCCAUACAUUGGACAAAGCUACAAAGGCCAAGGUAACGUUGGAGAAUUACUACAGUAAUCUGAUAGCUCAGCACAUCGAGCGAAAGCAAAGGCUCGCGAAAUUAGAGGAAUCGUUGAAAGACGAGGGUCUGUCGGAACAACAGAAGCAGGAGAAACGGUUGCAGCAUGCUCAGAAAGAAACUGAAUUUCUUCGUUUGAAACGUUCCCGACUUGGCGUCGAAGAUUUCGAGCCUCUCAAAGUUAUCGGCAGAGGUGCUUUCGGAGAGGUACGACUCGUGCAAAAGAAGGAUACCGGACACGUAUAUGCGAUGAAAAUUUUAAGAAAAGCCGACAUGCUGGAAAAAGAGCAAGUGGCGCACGUCAGGGCGGAAAGAGACGUCCUGGUGGAAGCGGAUCAUCAAUGGGUCGUAAAAAUGUAUUAUAGCUUUCAAGAUCCUAUAAAUUUGUAUUUAAUCAUGGAGUUUCUUCCAGGCGGUGACAUGAUGACGUUGCUGAUGAAGAAAGAUACGCUUUCCGAAGAGUGCACGCAAUUUUAUAUUUCGGAGACAGCGUUAGCGAUCGACUCUAUACAUAAACUGGGAUUUAUUCAUAGAGAUAUCAAACCGGACAAUCUGUUAUUGGACGCACGAGGUCAUAUAAAACUCUCUGAUUUUGGAUUAUGUACGGGUCUGAAAAAGUCCCAUAGAACCGAUUUCUACAGAGAUCUCAGUCAAGCGAAGCCUUCGGAUUUCAUGACAUCGUGCGGAAGCGGAAGCGGUGGCGCGAUGGAUAGUAAAAGAAGAGCAGAGAGCUGGAAAAGAAAUAGGAGAGCUUUGGCUUAUAGUACAGUAGGAACACCCGAUUACAUAGCUCCGGAAGUAUUUUUACAAACAGGUUAUGGACCUGCUUGUGACUGUUGGUCCUUGGGAGUUAUCAUGUACGAGAUGCUCAUAGGAUAUCCUCCAUUCUGCAGUGAAAAUCCCCAAGAAACUUACCGGAAGGUUAUGAAUUGGAGGGAAACCUUGGUUUUUCCGCCAGAAGUUCCCAUUAGCGAGGAAGCUAAAGAUACCAUAAUCAGGUUUUGUUGCGAAGCCGAUAGAAGAUUAGGUGCGCAAAGAGGUAUAGAAGAACUUAAACUGGCCCCUUUCUUCCGUGGCGUCGAUUGGGAACAUAUCAGAGAAAGGCCAGCAGCAAUUCCAGUCGAAGUACGUUCUAUCGACGAUACUUCCAAUUUCGACGAAUUUCCCGACGUGAAAUUGGAGAUACCAUCCGCGCCAAUGCCUCAAGAUGGGGAGGUAAUAUACAAGGACUGGGUAUUCAUUAAUUACACGUUCAAACGAUUCGAAGGUUUGACGCAACGGGGCACGCCAACCAAGAAAUAGCAACACUCUAUUUCUUGCUCGGUUUCGACCAGUCAGCAGCCUGACGCAACUGGAAUUCCGGCCUUGGUACAUAACCCGUACCCUCCGAUGUCAUCAACGGCAUCUCGAACGGAUGGUUGAUUCGUUUUAUCUUCUGAAUACGGUCCAGUCAAUCAUCGGCAGUCAGACGCUUUUACAUGUACAUACGUGAUGAGAAAUAGUCACGACGUACGUACAUAGAUACGCGUUAUCGUAUGAAAAUGCGAAAGAAGAAGAAGAAGAAAAGAAAGAAGAGGUAAAAGGACAAGGAAGAACAUGACAAAGACGAUAAAAAAAAGUCGUGUUGUUUUAGGACAAAGGACAAAAAAAAAAGAACGAAGUGAUAAAUAUUCCGGAGACGAGCAGGUGCAAAAAUCGUUGCACAUGUGAUAAGGAAGAACCGAAAUAUUUUCAUGCGCACUGUAACGUUUUUAGCGAUGUCGCAAUUAUAAAACACGUUUGUUUUUCGUUCUAUCGUGAAUACUGUUUCCAUCCGAUCUUCGAUGCGUAGCAUAAUAAGAUCUCUUUCUCUCCCUUCCUCCCUCCUCUCUUUCUCUAUCUUUCUUUUUAUAGUAAAAACAUUAAUGGUAGGAGUAAAGAUGGAGCCUCGGUCCCCCGUGAUUCUCGCAGAAUGUGUAUAAUCUUUGUAUAGGGUUUCGGUCGAUGUCUUUUCUCUGUCUAACGAAGCACUGCUUUAGCUCUCGUUUUCAGCUCUCUUUUAAACGUUGUAUUUAUAGCUAGUACUGUGAUA
This is a messenger RNA of Bombus impatiens (common eastern bumble bee), 3944 nucleotides long. It is a transcript of the gene trc, whose product is annotated as serine/threonine-protein kinase tricorner. Gene Ontology annotation, molecular function: ATP binding; protein serine/threonine kinase activity. The transcript is spliced from 11 exons. Lineage: Eukaryota; Metazoa; Arthropoda; Insecta; Hymenoptera; Apidae. The record is from RefSeq and is a predicted model, not a curated record. The coding region runs from base 1604 to 3175 and encodes 523 amino acids. Gene Ontology annotation, biological process: peptidyl-serine phosphorylation; intracellular signal transduction.